Molecule: messenger RNA, 3213 nt
Organism: Nerophis ophidion (straightnose pipefish)
Lineage: Eukaryota; Metazoa; Chordata; Actinopteri; Syngnathiformes; Syngnathidae
Gene: tlcd3a
Product: TLC domain containing 3A
Exons: 5
Coding region: 256-1059 (267 amino acids)
Biological process (GO): lipid homeostasis
Cellular component (GO): endoplasmic reticulum; membrane
Source: RefSeq, a predicted model, not a curated record
UCAGUCGGCUUGUCACUGGUACUGCUGCUGCUGCUGCUGCUGCUGCUACUACCUCUGCCGCCGAUAGCGCGCUCGUCCCGAUGUUGCACCGAUCCCGGCCAGAACUCCACCUCCCCGGCCCCACGCGAGAAAUGCCCCUGCGGCGUGUGUGAACCGGCGAAGCUCGCGUCGAGGAAGCGGGGCGGCGAGGCGAGGCGAGGAGAGGCGAGUCUCCGGGCAAACGGCUUUGACUAGCGGCCAGACGAAGCGGUCAGGAUGUUGCAAGUGUUAGCUUGUGGCGCCGUAGUUUUCCCCGGUUUGUUCUUCGCCUUCAAGAAGAUCCUGCCCAGAGUGUUCACACGUUGGAGCGAUGCCGACGUGGUGCUGGUGAGCGAAAGGCUGGUGUCCUCCAUCCAUGCUGUCAUGGCAACCACAGCGGGAAUCAUCAUUGUUACCUCUUGCCGGGGCAACGUCAUUGAGAGCAGGCAUUGGCUGGUCACGUAUUUUGUCAUCUGGUACGGCGUUCCCUACAUGGCCUAUGACCUUCUUGCCAUGUACCUCAGCCACUACCACCGCUUCCGGGUCAACGGGCAUAAGGAGUACAAGCAGCACUCCCUGAAGACGGUGAGCUCCUUCGUGCGCCGCGAGGUGUUGCUGGUGCUGCAUCACAUCGCCCUCCUCACCGUGCUGCUGCCUGUCACGCUGUUCUUCCGCAACGACCAGGGAGAUUUCUUCAUCGGCUGCUUGUUUCUCACCGAGCUCAGCACUCCUUUUGUUUCUCUGGGGAAGAUACUGAUUCAGCUGGGCCUCCAUGAAUCCUGGCUGCACAAGUUGAACGGCGGCAUGGUCCUGCUCACCUUCUUCAUGUGCCGCAUCGCCCUCUUCCCCUACAUGUACUGGAUAUACGGCAGCCACUACGGCAUCCCGCUGUACGCCGUGCCCUCCCGCCUGCCGCUCUCCGCCAACCUGGGCAACUGCUUCAUCCUGGGGCCGCAGGUCUACUGGUUCGUGCUGCUGUGCCGAAAGGGCUACCGGCUGUACCAGCGCAGUCGGCGGCCCGACUCCUCUAAGGACGAGUGAUCUCCAGUCGCCGUUGUCGCACACUAACACAACAACUCCCUCGCAUCCAACCCCACACUAUUGUACUGUAGGCCGGAAUGGGACUGCCGGCGUAUUUCGCACAAUUUUCACCCUCCUGUUUGGAAUCUGCUGCUAACAGUGGACCUCUCCCGUACCUUACAAUCGACUACUGAAGUUUCUGGCGAUGUCCUUUUUUGGGGAUUCUACCAAAGCCUCCUCCUCGUUUACACGGCGUCGAAGGCUUGAGUGCCGACUCAAUCAUCUCCGUCGCCGUGAUGGUCCGUUAAGAGUGUGCGGGUGGCUGCUACGAAAGGUAUUUAUUUGUAUUGCUUUGUUGUACGAAUGGCGGCUCUUUGGUCUUGUUUCCGCUCCUACGGCAGGAAGGAUUGUCUCCAGAGUGACGCAGAUUGAGGCAGCAUUAACCGAAGAAAUGUAGCCGAUUGGUUGUGUGCAUAUUUUGGAGUUGUGUUACCGAAGUUGGACAACUCGUCCAUUUUAAUGUUUUGGAGAAUUCACUGGAAAGCUAACACUUUUUACUCCACGGUCAGCCGGUGCCUCAGAGACGAGCAAUAAGACGAGGGUGGACCACAUCUGGUCGGCUUCCAUAGACGAGGGCUUUAAACACUUCAGGUUUUUAUCAUCGUGUUGUUUCGUCACAAAAAAUAUCUUAACCUUUAAACUACUUCAUUUUUAUCGAGAGCGACCAUAUCAGCAGUUGAUUUUACAGUUCAAUAGAACCUUUUGUUUUCUUUGAGGGAGAAAAAUACUGCGUUGUUGGUUUUUUAAUGUCAUAAGACAACACUAUAAGAAUAUAUCAAACACUGUAAAGCUUUAUAGAUGACUAACUGAUUUCCCUGCGAAGAGGAUCUAUGCAACAACAAAAAAAGGACAUCCGCGCUGUAUGUUUACAAGACCUAAUUUGAUUUCCGUCUUGUUGCAUUAUGUUGCGUUUGGAAAGUUUGAGAUUAUGUCCAUCAAAAAAAAAAAAUACCUGCAAUCAUUCCAGGUGAAAAGUUAUUUUAGUCGCAAUCUCUUGGUUUUUGUAGUUUUUUUUCCUUAAUUUGCUUGCGUACUGUUGGUCGCUAUUUCAGUUUUGCAAAAACCUUGCCGGCAUUGUUGGGCUUGGUGCUAAUAGACAACCUUCUUCAGUUUAAAUCGAGAAAAUACGACUUUUUGGCCAAAUUAUGUUCACAUUAUGGGACAAUAUUUCCAUCCAUAUUUCCUUUGAACACAGUUUAGGGAUUUGCUGACUUAUUUACUUUUGAAAGUGACAUUUGUGAGAAUUACUUACUAAACAUAAACCUACAGUUGGAAGAGGAUUCACAUGGCCCCAUGUUGCGGUUUACCUGACUCAUGAAUCGUGACGAAUUGGGGGGUGCAUUAUCCACUUUAGCCGCCAGAUGGCGGUAGAGUGUUGAAUAUCUUACGUGUUUAGUGGCAUUUUCAACUUUCAGGCAUGUGAAAUGUCCGCGAAAACCUGCUUUUUUUAAACAUUAGUUUUAGCGUCAAAAUAACACUUAAAAGUUUUUUAACGCAAUAUCAAAAAGUAGGAUCAAGACUAAAUUUGUUGAACGCUCGCCUCAGCCGCAUGUUCCUAAACAACGCACUAAACUGCAAGACAGGGUGACGAUCAGUGGCGCCAAAACAAGCUCACUACUUAGCACAGUUAGCAUCAUAUAGCUAGCUUACUUACCAUCGUCUGUGUUCGCUGUCCGAGCCACAACAUUGACGUUUUUCUACUUUGCUGAUCCAAAGUGCUUCAAAUCUGAUCUUUUCACAUCAGGCCACAUCAGGAGGUAGUCCGAAUCCGAUUGGAAUCUGAUCUUUUCAAAUGUGACUUCAGUCAAAACGCAAUCCGACCCUUAUGGAACAUUUUUGUCAUCUUUGUGCGAGCUACAUCAUUCGUGUGCGCGGGGAAAAACGCAGCCCACCAGCGGAAGUAGCUACUUCAUCACAAUAUCUGGUUUUAGUUAGCAAAGUCUAUUUUCGACGGCCGAAUUUUCGGUGUAUCACUAGUCAGUAGUGCGCAAAUAAUAAGGUAAAUGUAUUAUAUGAAUAUAUAUUUUGAGUCCGAAGAAUAUCGAUUGUUGAAGGACUGGAAUUUACCCUGUGCCGUAUUUGCUUACAAAAAUAAAGCUAACAUUGAGCCAGGUU